Molecule: messenger RNA, 501 nt
Organism: Solanum stenotomum
Lineage: Eukaryota; Viridiplantae; Streptophyta; Magnoliopsida; Solanales; Solanaceae
Exons: 3
Coding region: 1-501 (166 amino acids)
Biological process (GO): translation
Cellular component (GO): ribosome
Molecular function (GO): structural constituent of ribosome; 5S rRNA binding
Source: RefSeq, a predicted model, not a curated record
AUGACGUUGCUAAAGAGGUAUGUGUUAAGAUUGUUCAUAUCAUUGAAGUACAUCACUGCCCAUGUGGUAGACAGAAACAACGGACGAAUAGUAGCAACAUCAUCAACAGUUGAACAUUCAGUGAAACAGUCACUUGAGUGCGGUAGAACUUGCAAUGCAAAAGUUGCAGCAAUCGUAGGAGAAGUGUUGGCAAUGCGUCUCAAAGUGGAGGGUCUAGAUCAAGUGCAAGUAAACGGGAUCCAUGUCAAUGUAAAUAAGGAGGUUGAGAAGAAAGGUUUCAAGAAUCGCACAAAAGUUUGGGCUAUAGUUAACGGCCUUAAGAGCAACGGAGUGAAACUUAUUUUGGAUGACAAUGAAAAUGACAGUUCUCGCCUCAUCUCAGUGGGUACCGUGAAAGAGUUGGUGGUGUUAAUGAUGGUGGCUAAAGAAUGUGUAGUCGCUGAUGAUGUAUCUGUGAUAGUUGGUGGUGAUGCUAGUUAUGAUGAUGGAGGUGGUUGGUAG